AUGUCCCAAGACUACAGCUACAACACAUCAAUGAUGCCACCGCAGUCGCCGGCGGUGGCACGCAACUGCCUGCCGCUCCGCUUCAGCGACGGGCCGAGGCAGGAGGUGCCCUUCCCGACCGUCACGGCGGCCAUCUUCCACCAGGCCAGGACGAACCCGUCGGGGCUGGCGGCGCGCGACCUGACGUCAAAGACCAACGCGGCGGUGCGCGAGGUGACGUACGCGACGCUGGCCCGGCGCGCCAGGGCGCUGGCCGCCAAGCUGCGGCGGCUGGGCGUGCAGCCGGGCGACAGGGUGCCGCUGGUGGUCAAGCGCGGCAUCGAGAUGCUGGUCGGCAUCGUGGCCGUGCUAUCGUGCGGCGCGCAGUACGUCCCGCUCGACGGCGGCGUCGUCCCGGACUCGACGCUCAAGGUGGUCCUGCGCCAGGCCGGCGAGCGCCUCGCCCUCGUGCUGCCCUCGACCGAGUACCGCGUCCGCAGCGUCAGCGUCGACUGCGUCACCGUCGUCAUCCCCGUCGUCGAGGGCGACGAGGCCGAGGCCGAGGCCGAGCGGGAGCGGCUGGGCGAGUACGAGAAGGCCGCGGCCGAGGAGGGGUUCGUCGACCUCGCCAGGCCCGAGCUUGGCUGUUAUGUCAUUUACACUUCUGGCACCACCGGUGAGCCAAAGGGCGUUGAUGUGAUGCACAGCAACGUCACAAACCUUCUCUGUCUUGGUCCUGGAAACCUUGGCAUCCGGCCCGGAAUGAGCGUUGGGCAGGUCCUGAAUAUCUCGUUUGAUAUGGCCGCUUGGGAGAUUCUUGGAUGCUUGUGCAAUGGAGGCACGCUGGUUCUUCGCGGGUCUGACUGGCUGCCGACUAUUAAGGAGAUUGACGUCCUCAUUUGCACGCCCAGCAUCCUCGCCAAGUACAACCCUGCAGAAUUCCCUAGGAUCAGGACGGUGGCUACUGCCGGAGAGCCCAGCAACCAGAGGCUGGCGGACCUCUGGGCGACCCACGGUACAUACUACAACUGCUGCGGCCCCACGGAAACAACAAUCGUUAACACCAUGUCCAAGCAUGUACCCGGUGCUCCCCUCUCCAUCGGAGCUCCCACACCAAACAACUCGGUCUACAUCCUCGAUGAGCACCUCAACCCCGUGCCCUUUGGAGAGCCUGGAGUGAUGUGGGCUGGAGGUGCUGGUGUCUCUCGGGGAUACAUUGGUCUGCCCGAGAAGACGAAGGAGAGGUACCUGCCGGAUCCGUUUGCAAGCAACGGGACCCAAAUGUACAACACGGGUGAUCUGGGCAAGUGGAACCAAGAUGGAAGCAUUGACAUCCUGGGACGAGUGGAUGAUCAAAUCAAGAUCAAGGGAUUCCGCGUUGAGCUUGAUGGUGUCUCUGCCUCGCUCUUAUCCGGCGCCGGCGUCACUGGUGCUGUUGCUCUCUUCAUGGACAAUGAAAUCCACGGCUUCGUCUCCCCGCGGGGUUGUGACUUGGAUGCCCUGAAGGAGCACCUCUCAAAGCGUCAGCCCUACUAUGCCGUGCCUACAAAGUUCCACUGCUUGGAUGAGCUCCCGCACACGGCCAACGGCAAGCUGGACAAGAAGGCCCUUCGUGAGUAUGCGGCAACCAAGCAGAGCCUCGCACCGGCGUCGGACAGCAACAUCUCCCAGACCAGCAACAGCAGCAAGCUGUCGGAUACCACCGUGGCACCCUCGAUCGACGAGAAGAAGGAGAUGCAGCAGCCGAUGGACCUCAACGCCGACGUGCCAGACAAGACGUGGAAGAAGCCGAUUCGCAACCUCGUCUACCGCGUCUUUAUCGUGUACCGGUUCCUGUUCUCGGUUAUUGGCAUUGCCAACCUUGUCGCCCUGGUCUGCAUCCUUGCGACCGGUGUCCCGCGCGUGUGGCUUUCCAACAUGACGGCCAUAAACCUCGUCUUGGCCGUUCUCAUCCGCCAGGACCACGUCAUCAACGCCCUCUACACCUUGUGCUGCUCGAUACCCAGGUCCUGGCCACUCGGCAUCCGUGCCCGCGCCGCAAAGAUCUACCACCUCGGCGGCCUGCACUCCUCCGCCGCCUUUUGCGCAGCCGUGUGGCUGCUGGCGUCGACGGUCAACGGCGCCGUCUGCUCCCUCACCGACUGCGGCCUCGCCUCUGGUCCUCAGCAGUCGGUCGCGUCGGCCUUUGUCUCGUGGCUGCUGAUCAUCAUGUUCGGUGUCAUGUUCGCCUUUGCGUACCCGCCCAUCCGCAAAAAGCACCACGACAGCUUCGAGCUCGUGCACCGGUUCGUGGGCUGGUCGAUGCUGGGCCUCUUCUGGAUCGAGACCUUCAUCAGCGCCAACGACGUGUCGCGGGCCACGGGCAUCGAGCUCCACGCCGCCCUGGCCCAGUCGGCGCCCAUCUGGCUGCUCGCGGUGGCCACGUUCAGCAUCGCGCUGUCCUGGAUGUACCUCAGGAAGGUGCCGGUCGACGCCGAGGUGCUGUCGGACCACGCGGUGCGGCUCCACUUUGACUACACCGUCCCGGUCAACGGCAGCUUCGCGCGCAUCUCGACGCGCCCGCUGUACGAGUGGCACUCGUUCGCCACGGUGCCGGCGCCGCAGCCGGCCAACGGGCGGCCGGCGGGCUACUCGCUGGUCGUGUCCAACGCGGGCGACUGGACAAAGUCGAUGAUCCAGAACCCGCCGCGCCACCUGUGGGUGCGCAGCGCGCCGACGUGCGGCGUCAUGCGCGUCGCCACCCUCUUCAACCGCGUCGUCGUCAUCGCCACCGGGUCCGGCAUCGGCCCGCUCAUGGGCCACAUCCAGCGGCCCUCGUGCGCCACCCAGCUCAUCUGGAGCACGCCCAGCCCGGAGAAGACGUUCGGCAAGGGCCUGAUCGACACCAUCCACGCCUCCAUCCCCGAUGCCGUCAUCCACGACACGCGCGCCCUCGGCCGGCCCGAUCUGAUGAAGAUGGGCUACAACCUGGCAAAGAGCUUUGGGGCCGAGGCCGUCAUCAUCAUCGCCAAUGAGAAGAUCACAAAGAAGGUCGUCUAUGGACUGGAGACGAGGGGGGUUCCUGCCUAUGGCGCCAUUUGGGAUAGUUGA
This is a messenger RNA of Pyricularia pennisetigena, 3069 nucleotides long. RefSeq lists its product as uncharacterized. The coding region runs from base 1 to 3069 and encodes 1022 amino acids. The record is from RefSeq and is a predicted model, not a curated record. Lineage: Eukaryota; Fungi; Ascomycota; Sordariomycetes; Magnaporthales; Pyriculariaceae. The transcript has 7 exons.